AGGUUGGCCUCACCAUGGAUCGGGACUACCUACUCAGGGACAGACGGAAAUAUAAUGAAGCAGAGGUUAAACAAAUUGGGUAAAAUUGGGAAUGUUUUUAUAACAAACAAAAUGAUGGAAGCACUUUAAUGCAGAUACGGGAGGAUAUGAAUUUAGUGUAAAACGUAGAGUUCCUGUUAUGUUUAUUGAUCUGAUGUAAUCAUUUUAUUGAUAUUGUGUUGUGUUGUGUAAUUGCUGAAAUAUUGUAUGUCUGUAUUUAUUUGAUGGAAAUUAAUAAAGCUUCUAAAAAGUGAAAAAGUGAAAAGAUUUGAGGUCCCAGUUUACCUGGUUUGUGAUCUAUCUUUCUGUUGGAUCCAGUCCACUAGAGGAGCUCUCCUCCCUAAACCCCCCCCUGAUCAGCUCCUCCUCCUCCGGGCUCUUCAGGUCACAUUGUGCAUCAUGUCUGCCUCCAUGGUGAGGACCUGCUGUCAUGCAUCCUGUCUUCUGCUCAGGAGACCUCGUGUUUACCUGUCAUUAAGGUGUAACCUCCACAGUUCUCCUCCUGCAGCCAGCGGCCUCCUCUUCUCUCUCAGUAAACGCGGCCUCGUGAAGGACUCUUUCCCGCAGGACGCAGCUCAGGACCGGCUCCCCAGGCUGCUCCAGUCCGGUGCUCAGACCGUCUACUGCGGCUUCGACCCCACCGCAGACAGCCUCCAUGUGGGCAACCUGCUGGCCGUCAUCGGCCUGCUGCACUUCCGCAGCGCCGGCCACCACGUCCUGGCGCUGCUCGGAGGCGCCACGGCUCAGAUCGGAGACCCCAGCGGGAAAACGAGCGACAGAGAGCGGAUGAGCGAGGAGGCUGCGGCGCAGAACACCCGCAGCAUCCGCGAGAGUCUGCAGAGGAUCUUCACCAACCACGAGCUGCUCUUCCUCCAGGAGGGCUGCAGGAACCUGGGCACCGUGACCGUCCUCAACAACCUGAGCUGGUACAAGGACCGGGACGUGGUGGGGUUCCUCUCGGAGGCUGGGAGACACUUCAGGAUGGGGACCAUGCUGAGCAGACACAGCGUCCAGACCCGGAUGAGGAGCGACGACGGGAUGAGUCUCACUGAGUUCACCUACCAGGUGUUCCAGGCUCACGACUUCCACCACCUGAACCAGGUCUACGGCUGCAGGAUCCAGCUGGGGGGCACCGACCAGCUGGGCAACCUGAUGUCUGGGCAUGAUUACAUCCACAAGGUGAGCGGCGAGGAGGUGUACGGCCUGACCAUCCCGCUGGUGACCAGCACUGCCGGGGACAAGCUGGGGAAGACGGCGGGCAACGCGGUGUGGCUCAACAGAGACAAGACGUCUCCCUUUGAACUCUACCAGUUCUUUCUCAGGCAGCCCGACGCCAGUGUGGAAGGGUACCUGAAGCUGUUCACCUUCCUGCCUCUGGCGGAGGUGGAGAGGCUGAUGGAGCAGCAGAGAGAGGAUCCGGGUAAACGCCUCGCACAUAAACGACUGGCGGCAGAGGUGACCAAACUGGUGCAUGGAAAAGAGGGCCUGGAGAGUGCAAAGAGAUGUACCAACGCACUGUACCACAGCAGCGUGCAGGCCUUGGAGGAAAUGAGUGACGAGGAGCUUCAGGAGCUCUUCAGGGAGGCUCCGUUCCACGAGCUGCUGCUGGAGCCGGGUACCACGGUGAUAGACGCCUGUCGCAGGGCCAGCGCCAUCCCACACGGACCCAAAGGAUAUCAAAUGGUUUCGGACGGAGCCGUGUGGAUCAACCACAGGCGGGCAGACAAACCAGAGCAGGUACUGAUCCCCAAACUCCAUAUCCUGUCCAACGGACUUAGCUUGCUCAGAGUGGGCAAGAGGAACUUCUACAUCAUCAAGUGGCUCAGCCUCUGAAGGCUGUCUGCUGCUCGCAAGGGACCAGUUUGACCUAUGACCUACUGUAUGGUGGACUGACUGGGAAGGUAGGCGACCAGCGGGGCUCAGUGAGGAGACGUGGAUGGACUGAUAUCUUGGAAAAUACUGGGUUUUUGGCGUAGUUUAAUAGAGCCACAACAAAUGUCUUUU
Sebastes umbrosus (honeycomb rockfish) is the source of this 2043-nucleotide messenger RNA. It is a transcript of the gene yars2, whose product is annotated as tyrosyl-tRNA synthetase 2, mitochondrial. Gene Ontology annotation, cellular component: mitochondrion; cytosol. Gene Ontology annotation, biological process: tyrosyl-tRNA aminoacylation. The transcript has 5 exons. The record is from RefSeq and is a predicted model, not a curated record. Bases 439 to 1872 code for a protein of 477 amino acids. Gene Ontology annotation, molecular function: tyrosine-tRNA ligase activity; RNA binding; ATP binding. Lineage: Eukaryota; Metazoa; Chordata; Actinopteri; Perciformes; Sebastidae.